AUGGAGAGCGGCGGCCACGACGCCGAGGCGCGUGGCCGCGUCCACCUACGCGCCGACUCGCUGCGCGACGCCGCCCCCGCCGCGCUGCACCUGCUGCCCUGCGAGGUCCCGACCAGCCGGCCCGCCCCGGUGGCGCGCUUCUUCACGCCGGCCAUCCGCCCGGGCCCGGACGGGCUCCAGGCGUCGUUCCGGGGCCGCGGCCUGCGGGGCGAGGAGGUGGCGGUGCCGCCCGGCUUCGUGGGGUACGUGAUGGAGAUGGAAGACAAGGGAGCGGCGCUCGGGGCGCGGGGCUCCCCGCAGGACUCGGGGAAGGAGCCCGCGGAGGAGGAGCUGGAGCGCAACUUCGACCGCGUCCUCGGAGCCACCGCGUGUUUCAGUAGCUUCACCCUGUGGGGGCUGGAGACGGUCCCCGGGCCCGACGCCAAAGUGCGAGGCGCCCUGAGCUGGCCCAGCCUCGCCGCCGCGAUCCACGCGCCGGUAUCCGACGACUGAGCAGCGCAGCUUGGAGGUUUACCCCGGGGUAAACUCUUCCUUCACUUUGGAGCCCCGAUCCCGGCACUCAAUAAACGAGCUUCACAGCAA
Suncus etruscus (white-toothed pygmy shrew) is the source of this 582-nucleotide messenger RNA. It is a transcript of the gene RNASEH2C, whose product is annotated as ribonuclease H2 subunit C. Gene Ontology annotation, cellular component: ribonuclease H2 complex. The coding region runs from base 1 to 492 and encodes 163 amino acids. NCBI's taxonomy places the organism in Eukaryota, Metazoa, Chordata, Mammalia, Eulipotyphla, Soricidae. The record is from RefSeq and is a predicted model, not a curated record. Gene Ontology annotation, biological process: RNA catabolic process. The transcript has 4 exons.